Messenger RNA from Porites evermanni, 5263 nucleotides. The record is from the annotation of a GenBank genome assembly. Lineage: Eukaryota; Metazoa; Cnidaria; Anthozoa; Scleractinia; Poritidae.
AUGGCGGACGGAGGAGAAAAACAGAGCAGUACAAAUUUGCAAUUACUUGACUCGCAGAUCUCACGUACUUUAUAUGAGGUAAUCAAAAAACAACAUUUAUCGAUUUUUCCAGCUUAAGACGUGCUAAUUUCACUUUGCUUUCUCCAGAUAAGAGAAUUAGAAGUUGCCAACCACGAGCUCGGAUGCCUACAUGCAAAAAGUGUAAGACUACUUAAAAUAGUAUAGCAUUAUCGCGCCAUGAGGGGUAGGACCCUGGGUCACCCACGGAGAUGGUAAAAUGGGUAGAGCAAAGUCAAGAAUCUUCCUCAGGGGUUGGGGAAGUAACAAGACAAAAUCACUUUGGUCACGUGCUUCUCGAAGAAUAUUCCCCUAGUGUCUACACCUUGGACAUCUACCAUUUUUUUUACACCCUCCUGCUCCUCCCUCCCUCCCUCCUAAAGAUGGCUGGAACUCGGGCCCUUUGAAGAAUGAAAUCUGAAGGGUGAAUCUUUCGUCAAGGUAAAGGUAAAAACCUGGGUAAGGGUGAGCCGCUGAGGGCUUAAAACUCUGACCCUGUUUAGGACAAAAAAAUGUAUAUCCUGUUCAGGACAAACAACAAAAUGAACACCGUCUUGUUUAAGUCAUUUAUUAGCAAUUGCAAUUGAAAAUUUUCACGUUAUAGUCAUUGCUUUUGAAGACUUGGUGCACAAAUAAAUUUCACUUAACAAAUCAACUCAAUCAUGCAGACAAUAACCUGUUUACAAUUAGGACAGACUCGCAUGAAAUUAGAUUUUCUGCUUAGGACAAAGAGCAUGUAAACCAUACCCUGUCCAGAUUGCACAUCCCUGUAUAGGCCACAUAAGGCAGUACCCCCCGGGCUUCUGUAUAGGGGUGACAAUUUUCCACGGGCGUAGAGGGAGGGUGAGUUUUCGUUACUCAAUUAAUUAGUCAGUGGUGUCCUUCAACGCUGCGGUAGGUACUUGAUGUAUGGGAAUAUAUAUUGUAUUGAUUCCAAGUGACGGGGAUGAUUGAAUGGGGCCGGAAUUCAAAACCAAAAAAAAAAAUGCUUCGAUUAUGGGGAAUGUUUUGCCUCCCAAUAACAGUGUUGUCCACAAGUCACAAGUACAGUAGUUGGAUGUAACUAAUUUUAUUCACGAUUCACUCUCACUUAGUUUCAUCGCAAUCACGUUGUCUCUAAAAACUAGAAAGCAUUUUUCUUUGUUCUAUUUUAAUGCAACUGCAAAUUCCGAAUCACGAAUCUAUGCUAUAACCCGGUAUUUGCCGAAAAGAAAUAACAGUAGUAACAGUGGUUUGUGGAUUCUAUUUUGAUAUUGAAGUUAUUAGGAUCAUUGUAUUUGUCACGCAUUCUCUUGUAAUCAAAAAUAUCCAAUACGACAGAGCAUCAUUUUUUUUAGACCCACAACUCGAGUCCUGCAAUUAAAGCAUAGUACAAACCAGGUCAACCAAUCGACGCUUUAGUUUCGACAUUGUCAAAUCAGGGGGAAGGGAGGCGGGGCUAAUUCGAAAUUAGGAGCACUUUUAAAUGUUUUAGUUCUCGGAAGGGCUUGCUUCUGCUAGAGAGUGCUUGCAAUAAGAAAUCAUAUCAAAGAACAUCAAAGACAAAAUCCUAUCAGUGUUUUAGUCUUGGCUGAUGUCGAAAUGUUGUUAGUUUUGUUGUUGUGCUUUGAUGAGACUGGGAAAUAAGGCAAGGUUGGUGUGAUGUCUUAGCGAUUUUUACAGACUUAAUAUAGGUAGAAGUAGAUGUAGUUGGUGUAGAUAAUAAUUUGAAUCGUUGGAAAAUCAUGUCUGUUUUACCUUAAAAUCAGUAACAAUCAAUUCAACAAAUUGCUAAACAAAACACCACAAACUUUGUUUUUCCAACACCCCUGGCCACUCUAAAGAUCCGGAGACUUUCAUGUUUAACUGUCAAUCAUGAGCAGUACGAGCAAACUUAACUUUCUGUUCAAUUUUACGCUCUUCACUUAGGGGCCAACCAUUUAACUCUUGAGGGAGAGGGGGGGGGCGGUGAUUUCUGGUCAUCAAGAAUAUUUUUUUCUAGCAAUCUGGUGGGCAGGAUAUUUUUUCCCCUUUUUUUCCCAUAAGCUUUCUAUUACAUUUGUGCUGCAUGCAAUUUUUUUCUUGUGACAAGCGCUUGCAGGAAAUGUUUUUUCAAAAUCACCCCCCCCCCCCCAAGAGUUAAAUGGUUGGCCCCUUACAUAAAAAUGAGAAAAAAUAAAUAAUCCUGACCAACUUCCAAAAAUGCUGAUAAACAAAAUAUAAUAGAAACUGGUGGGUUUAAUUUACUAUUACCUUCAACAAUCCAUGAACGCAAUGUCUGGAUUCAGAGCUUUCUACUGUAAAGGGGACUCCAAAGAAAGUAAUGGGGAUAUUUCCUCUGUUAUGUUCAAAAAUGGGUUGACCUGUAUGUGCAAAUUAAGAGACAAUCAAGGAGCCACUUCAAGCAAAUAACCACAAUAAUUUGGUAUGGAGACAGUUUACGAAGGAUAUGAAAACAUGAAGAUAAUUAUCUUUACGUCGAAUUCAAAGAAAGAUAUCUGUUGAUCAAAUCAGUUAGACUUUCUGCGUCUCCUUUAUGGACUGCAAAACAGUAAUUCUCCGAAAAGUGAACAUUGUCAAAAUUUCCUUGAAGAAAUGCAAUCCCUUUUUCCCUUACUUUGUCCACGGAAGACUUCAUAAUUGUCACUUGAAAACCUUGAUCUCGCCCGUCUGGUUUUCCGCCAGAUUGCGAAAAAGUGCCAUAAAUAAGGUAAAAAAGUCGACCGGAAGCGCCUCGAGAGGAAGCUCAAUCAUUUAACCGGAAGUCCCUCUUCAUUGCCAAACUACCGCUGACUAAUUAAUUGAGUAACGAAAACUCACCCUCCCUCCCUCUACGCCCGUGGAAAAUUGUCACCCUCUGUAUAGUUGGCUUGAUUUCUUGCUUAACACUGUUGACAUAAAUUACAAAAGCACUGUUGCAAUUUAAUUUCUGUAGAUGAUCAAUUAAGUGUUGCGCUGCUUAUUUCAUUUUUCCCUGUUAUAAGUGCGGCGCUUAUACGAGAGUGCCGCAUAUUAGAGAACAGCACAUAUUUCAACUACGGGUAAAACACUGAGGGAAAUAUAGAGAGAAUUAAGUGAGGCGCGUACUAGGUAUGCACAAUUUAGUUUAAAAUAUGUACACCUCUAACAGUUAUGUGAACCUGGAUUCUAGAGUUUCCCUACAUUAAAACUUUAGAACUCCCGAGUUGGUCGAGGUCUAAUUUUGCAAGGGUAUCUCUUUAUAUCAAGUGCCGUAACAAAGGUUGUGCGUUAAUUUGUAGCACCUAUUAAGUUAUUUUUGGUAAAUGUGCGGUGCUUAUUGGAGAGCAGCGCUUAUUCAAGUAACAGCGCUUAAUCAAUCAUCAAUGGUAGCUGUAAAUAAGCCAUGAGAAAAAUGGGGAAAAAAACCUACCAGCUUUUUUCCUAGGAAGCAGUCUCACACUCUGAUCUUGCCAGCUAUGCAGGCUUAUGAUGGUUCAGGAUCAGAAUUAUUUAUUCAUUUAAGGCUUCCAGAAGCAAUAUAGUAUCAUCAUUCAAUAAAAAGCAGUACAAUUAAAGAGCACCUGAAGACGUACAUACACACUAAGGCCCUGUUUAUAUGGAGGAAACCUGUUCCUUGUAGAAGGUUCACCCUACACAGCCAAGUCAACUUUAGCUAGAAUUUCUAUGCAAACAAAGUUGACCCCUUUGCUUGGUCAACAGUGCUCAUGCAUGCUCUGAAUGACCAAAACAGUGCAGGCACAUGGUUUGAUUGUGUCGCCUUGAUGGAGUUGACCUAGUUGGGCAAGGUAAAGUGUUUAUGUGGAGAAAAGUUGGCCUGGCCAGGAUGGUAACUUCGCUGCAGUUCACCUAUCUAGCAGAGGCAGCUUUUUUGUUUCUCAUGUAAACUGUUUGUCAGGUUUUGAAGGGAAGUGUAUGGUAAGUUGGUUGCCCUGGGUAGCUCAGGUGGGCGGGUGACCAUUUUACCGAGGACAAGUUUUCUCCAUGUAGACACGGCCUAAGGUUAUGAUAGGAAGAGACUGAUAAAACCUGUAUUAAUCUACCUUAUGCCCACCAACCACUAUUUAUGUUGAGCUAGUUACAAGUAUUGAGCAGUAAAAUAAUCAUACCUGUUUAGUUAUCAUUUUAGCUGCAAUAUUAUUAUUAUUCUUUAUCAGCAACAGCAACAGGAACAGUACUUUUACAAAGUCAAGGAAAUGUUCAUUAAAAAGUUAACUAACAUGAACAAAAGUGCCAUGUUAUAUAUUGAGUUGUUUUCCAAAUGUUUCAGGCCUGGCCCUUCACCAGGGCUUGCUAAUGUCACUAAUUCACUGUGCUGGGCCUCUUUGUUUUGCAUAUUUUUCCAGUGGUAAUUACAUCCCUGAUUUUACAAAGUUUUGAACAUAUUCCCCACCCCUUUCCUUUGAAUCCCGUGGUUGGCCCUGUGACCCAGCCCUGGGGCAAGCUGAUGACAUGAGCACUAUAAGACGGUUUUCAGUGAACAAAGUAGAGCAUACUAAGCUUAACUAAAUGAAAUGCACUGAUGUAACUAUGUAUUUGCUUUUAAGGCUAAUAACCUUGUCCAUCCAUUUUUUUCUCUUUGUUCAGAAAGUGUAUACAAGACAAGGAGCAGGGAACUUGUUCUUUCUUUCUAAUCGUUCUCAUGUUGUUGGCCAAUUUAAAAGUAAGUGAAAAGUAAGAUGGGUAAGUUUUAUGCACAGCUCUGUACAUUUAUUAUGCAUUCAUAUUUCGACUUUAUUCAUGUCAACUAUUUGUUUGAAAUGGUAUCAGAUUACUUCAUGCUUAAUAAAGACAAUGAAUGUAUGUAGUUAUGCGAAAAUCUUACUUUUGAUAUUAUGUUUAUCUUUACCAAUAUUUCUUGUUUAUUUGUUUGAAAAUUCUUUUUCUAUUUUCCAGGGAAACUUGACGAUGUGAAGAAAGAACUUAAACAAUUGAACAAACAAAAGGAAGAGGCUUUAAAGUCAUAGUACUGUUGUGUUAAUCCUUAGCAAGGAGUGGAGACAGCAAGAGUAUUAAAUAACCAAAGUUGGGAAAGAACUUUGACAAUUGAACAAACUAAAGGAAGAGGCUUUAAAGUCAUAGUGCUGUUGUGUUAAUCCUGAGCAAGAAAGAGAGACAGCUAGAGUAUUACAAGACAGCCCAUCAGUUUUUACUCAUUUGAAUCCUGCUCUGUGCCUGUUACUGGAACCAGCAAGGCACAUUGAAUAUGACAUAUACUGGCCAUUCCUAUUCGGGAAAGAUGCAUGCU